AGUUUAAAUGAUUUUCUCGAUUUUCUCAAACUUUCCUGUCACGUUAACGAUAUGAUAACAAAAGUUGAAGGCAAGCCAUAUAAUCGGGAGCCCGUGCCGCCCGCCGAGAGUCUUGCUGGUGUCUUCGCUAAGCGAAAUUCAAAAAAAGAUGAAUUCGAUUUUAAUAGUUUGGCCGAAAAUGAGCUAGUUAACGGAUUGCUCGGUCUGAAGCGUCAGCAGCGACUUACGAGCAGUAGCAGCAAUAACAACAGCAGCCGGGAUGAGGCAAGUCGCACAAGCCUGCCGCUGUCGGAUCCCACGUCCUCGAUGCGCACCGGACACAUACAUACCGAUCGUGGCCUACAUCCAAAACUACGUGAGCAAUUGGACUAUGUCAUCAAUGAAGGUGUCCUGGACUCGGUGUUGUCUUUCAUAUGUCCAAUGCCUUUGCCCGUUGCCUUAACCUCCAAUGGCGGUCGGGGAAAAGUGAACAAAUUGCAGCCAUCGCAACCAUUGCAGUUAAUAAAGUCGGAUCCCAUACCAAGUCCAGUUAAUUUAACAACGCCCAGCUCGAGCUCGCCCAGCGUCCAUUCAUCCAGGGAAAGUCCAGCGGCUGAGAUCCAUACUGGAAAUAGCGUAGUGCGUGCAUCUGUAAAAGAGCCAACUGGCAAGGCAUCAACGAGUACAGGCACACGACGCAAAUCCUUGUUGCUGGUCAAGGACAGUAAACAUUCGCGUCAGGAUAAGAAGGAAUCAGAAGUCGUUAUACACGUAUGCGAUGAAGUGAAGAAUAUUUCGCGUGAUUUUACCUGUCCGCAGGGUCUGCUGGUAAGCAAGAUGGGUUACUUUGCGGAUGUUACGGCUGGGCAGCGCUUGGACGAGAUGGACAUAUCGGUACAUUGCGACAUACAGAUCUUUGACUGGCUGAUGCGUUGGAUCAAGAACAGUGCUCAGAGCCAGGAGCUUCCAGCACCGGGUCAAUGCAGCUCUUCUGGUCCCCAGCUGGAUGGCAACAAUGUUGUGCCCAUUCUGGUCUCAGCUAGUUUUCUGCAAAUGGAGCCACUGCUGCUGGAAUGCUUGUCCUUCUGUCACGCCCAUCUCAGCGAGGUGGUGCGCACUUCGACAAAUCUGUCGUGCCUUAAUGAUGCCUUGGUGACACGUUUGGCUGCUAUGUUUACCAAUCUAGAGCUGGAGAUGGUGCGUGAUAAGAAAGAACGUGUUACCCCCAGACUGUGGACAAAGCUAGUGCAAAGCUUGUGCGAACCGGAUCCGGAAGUACUGCGCGGGCAUUUCUAUAGCAUUUCUGGACUGUUUCGGUGCGUGCGCUGCUGUCGCUGUGUGACCAACACGAUGAAGUCCCACGUGAACUGUAUAUCCAGCAAUAUACGACUCAAUCGUUGGGGGCAGCUGAUCAGCAACCAUGUGCGCGACAACAACUGGGAUCUCAAUGUGUACGUGAUGCAGCUGUUCAAGGAGCUUAAGUCGUGGCGAAAAGUCUACUGGAAGUUGUGGGGCCAUUGCCAUUAUCUUUAUUGCUGCACGUGCGAGGCGCAUUUUCCGGUCUAUCAAAUGAGCUGGUGUCGCUAUCAUCCAGAACCGCCCCAUUUCCCCGAGGCCGAGGGGCGCAUUGCCGGACCAACUGGACGCUACGCCUGCUGCAAGCAGCAGGCAUUUCGCUACGAGACGUUACCAGGUCCAAAUGGCUGCCAGUUUCGCGAACACAGCGUCCUGGUGGACACAGAUCGGGAACGUGCAAUUCUAGCCAUUGCCCAGCUAGUUAGUGAGAACUAUGCGAUGUGCGAACAGCCACCGUUACAUUUGCAGGAGCUAGCCGCUGCGGGUGAAAUUGAUCCCAAUUGGAUGGGUAUCUCAUUGACGCCACAACGUUGUCGCCAGGGUCUGUUGCCGCAGCUCUGCAUGGACAUGACCAAUCAUCGUGUUAGUCGACGCUGCCCCUAUGAAAACGAGACCAGCUCCGAGUCAGACACUACCUCAACCAGUUCGGAGGAUACGCGCCUUCCGCGUGUUCGCAAUCGCAAUGCCCUGGUCGGUGAUGACUACUCCUCGAGCAGCGAUGGCUGCGAAUCGGAUCAUCGACCGCCGCCACGUAAAGCCCGCGGAAAAAAGAAACGGAAACGGGCGGCUGCUGUCUCUGGACGUUUCUGGUCGGGCGAGCUGUCGGCACGCAGCAAUCAGGAUCAUCAGCGUGACUUUGAGGAGAAGAUCAUGAAGCAGGUGACCAGCUACGUGACCAAGAAGACGGGCUCCGAUCAAUGUUUGACACACAAUGCCCAGCCACUGGGCGGCACUUAUAUGCGGCUGGAGACCGAGUGGAAGGAGAUGCUCAAGCAGCGUCACAGCAAUCACAAUUUCCAAACUGGUAAUGCUAGCAACAUGGGCACAGCUGCAGGUGGUGGUGGGGGAACUGCAACUCUGGGCAACAGCACUAGCAAUCAAAAUCUACACGCUGGGCUGGGCGCCACAGUUGGAAGCAUUUCCGGUGGCUCAACCGCUGGGCAGUUGUCCAAGCAAAAACACAAGUAGACUCCUAAAUCGAAUAGAAAAUAAAAUGUAGACAAUAUUAGCAGUAGGAAUUGUAGAAAAAUGUUUGUUUAACCUUCGAGGUUUACACUACGCAAAAAAGCAACAAAAUUUUACAAGUAGAAAAUACACGUAAACCAUAAACAAA
Molecule: messenger RNA, 2668 nt
Organism: Drosophila hydei
Lineage: Eukaryota; Metazoa; Arthropoda; Insecta; Diptera; Drosophilidae
Exons: 5
Coding region: 52-2523 (823 amino acids)
Source: RefSeq, a predicted model, not a curated record